Molecule: messenger RNA, 1204 nt
Organism: Arachis ipaensis
Lineage: Eukaryota; Viridiplantae; Streptophyta; Magnoliopsida; Fabales; Fabaceae
Product: isoflavone 7-O-methyltransferase
Molecular function (GO): protein dimerization activity; O-methyltransferase activity
Source: RefSeq, a predicted model, not a curated record
GUAUCAUCACAUACAAAGCUUCCUUUGCAAUUAAUCAUGGCUUCAAAUUCAUUAUCCACUAAUGGCCGUGAAGAAGCAAAUAACAUCUUUGAAGGUCAAGUUCAUUUGUACAAACACCUUUUUGCCUUCUUUGACUCUCUUUGCCUUAAGUGGUGUGUUGACCAAAGCAUACCAAACAUAAUCCACAGCCACGGUCAACCUAUGACUCUUCAUGAGUUGGUGUCAAAGUUACAAGUUCCAACGGCUAAGAUUAGUGGUGUGCAUCGCUUAAUGCGUUAUCUUGCACACAUUGGAUUCUUUGAAGUAGUUAGAAUCCAAGAAAAUCAAGAAGAAAAGGAAGCAUAUGCUCUCACUAAUUCAUCGGAGCUUCUUGUUCGAGGCACCAACCAUUGUUUAUCUUCUAUGGUUGACUUUGUUCUUGACCCCUCUAUUUUAACAUCGAACCACCACUUGGGGAAGUGGAUUCAUGAUGAUGGAGAUCAACCACCAUUUGCCUUGGCCUUAGGAACAGGAAUUUGGGACUUUCUUAGCAAGAGUCCUACACAUAUGACAUCCUUCAAUGAUGCAACUGCUAGUGACUCUCAAAUCAUAAACCUGGCAUUGAAAGAUCAUGGUGUUAUCUUUGAAGGGUUGGAAUCAAUUGUAGAUGUUGCUGGAGGAACUGGAAUGGUAGCCAAGUAUAUCUCUCACACAUUUCCACAUUUGAAAUGCAUAGUUUUUGACCUUCCACAGGUUGUAGAAAAUCUUAAGGGAACCAAUAAUUUGAGUUAUGUUGGUGGGGACAUGUUUCAAUCUAUCCCUAAGGCUGAUGCAGUUUUACUUAAGUGGAUUUUACAUGAUUGGGGUGACGAUGAUUGCAUGAAGAUAUUGAACAAGUGCAAAGAUGCAAUUUCAAAUAAUAAGAAAAGAGGAAAAAUAAUUAUCAUAGAUAUUGUUAUAGACGAUGGAAAGCAAGAUCACCCUGAUAUUACUCAAGCAAAACUUCAGAUGGAUUUAACUGUCACAACAUAUUAUAAUGGAAAAGAGAGAACUACACAAGAAUGGAAGAAACUUUUUACAGAGGCAAAUUGUCAAGAUUACAAAAUUUCACCUUUAACAGGAUAUAUGUCUCUUAUCGAGGUUUAUCCCUGAAUAUGUAAUUUUAUGAUCCAUCUUUAUUAUAAUAGUGUAAUUUUCAUCUCAUGAACAAAAUAAUAUUUUUCUC